AUGCGCUUCUCGAUGCUGGUUGCUCUCUUGUCCACUUGGACCAGCAUCUUGGCUUUCCCAGGAUUGAACCGGUUGAGAAGCACUGACCUUCCAGCGCAGCCACCUUCGCUCUCCAACCUCGAUGCCUUGGGCCUCUCGUCAACACAGCGACAAGCACUGUUCAGCAUUACAGAUUCGCCCACGACCGACUACUCCGGCCAGCAAUGUUACUCUCACAUCUACGACCAAGUCAAACAAGGAUGUGCUCGAGAAGCCGAUAUGGAGCCUAGAGAACGCAUGCUUGCCUCGGUCUUAUUAACAAUAUGCGAUCUACGAGCAUCCAACCAAAGUGUACCUCUCGAAUGCAGCACCACUGUCGAAGAUAGUUCCCUAGCCACAUGUGUCGAAGCUUUGUCGAGGAGCACAAGACACUGGUCUAGCUAUGCCGGUUACCUCAGAGAGAUCCCGCAAAUAUGCUCUAGUUUGCAGCGAUGGAGAGAUACCGAGCUGUAUCAAGCAGCAACAAGGGAGAAGGUCAAGUUGAUCAAGAUGUGGAGGGAGAAGUUGGAGGAUGUGGGGAUGGCGAAUGAGGCUGAGAGAGGGGAGAGGGGGCGAUGGUUGGGCGAGAUGAGUGGGUUAGCGGUUCGGUUGAGGGAAGAUUUGCAGAGCCUACUCGACCAGCUUAGGGGAUCGUUGGAGAAAUAUGGGGAGCAAGAGAAGGGCUUGGUGGAAUCGAUGCAGAAUCUUGAGCCUCACCUCAGGGAGACCACUCUAUCGCUGAUGGGAGAAUUAGCAGAUGCUUCCCGAUUGCAUUCGGAGGAGAUGUCGCUACAGCUUCAGCAAGUCUCAACUCGACACGGCGACCUCUUGGGACAAGCCAUGAAUCAACACCUCAGCAAAGCCACAGAGGCGAUCGAAAACGGCUUGGUAGCUCCAAUGCAAGCCGCACAAGGUCUUGUUGCUCACCUCGACGCUCAUACAGAUGCUCUCCAGCUCGCGCUGCAUGAUCAGCACGAUCUGGUCGGCACGCUGGCAUCGGCUUCUGAAGCAAUGGUUGACCGACAACAGCUGCACGAGCAGCAGCUUGUCAACGAGCUCAACGCCUUGAGACAGGUUCAGGAGGGGCUAAGCAGCAUUGGAAACGAGAUGAACGACACACACGCUCAGCUUGGGUUGCUGUUGCGAUCACAUCAUUUUGCUCCGUCGUUCUUGUACAACACUGUCUUCGUUGUUGAACGAGUGGUGUUUUGGGCUUUGGGCGAGGUUGGACAUAGGUCUGGGCUAGAUGAUCUCAAUUUGUCGGCGUGGCGAUGUUUCCGCUGGCUUGUAUUGUUCUGGCCUCUCUCGCUCAAAUUGAGAGCCGUGGCAAUGGCUACCGUGUCCAUCGUGAAAAGCUUGCUGGCGGGAAUGGUGCUGCUGUUUAUGCUUCUCAGAGGGUGUUUACGACCUCUCUACAUGCUCCUGCUUGGACUUGGAACAAAACAGCCCCUCACACGAAAAGAAGGAGUCGAAGAUGGAGCGGAAGUCCGAAUGGACCUCGAAGGUCAACUUUCAUCCUCUUGGUAUGUUGUUUCCCCUCGAUCGAUUGCUUCUCGUAGCAUUCAACCUUUUGAGCAUCGCCAUCAACACGAUUCGUCACGAAGGUCGCGAGUUCACUGUCCAUCCGCUGUCUAA
Molecule: messenger RNA, 1653 nt
Organism: Ustilago hordei
Lineage: Eukaryota; Fungi; Basidiomycota; Ustilaginomycetes; Ustilaginales; Ustilaginaceae
Exons: 10
Coding region: 1-1653 (550 amino acids)
Biological process (GO): nuclear membrane fusion involved in karyogamy; karyogamy involved in conjugation with cellular fusion
Cellular component (GO): endoplasmic reticulum membrane
Source: RefSeq, a predicted model, not a curated record